This is a messenger RNA of Clupea harengus (Atlantic herring), 3737 nucleotides long. RefSeq names its product phosphodiesterase 6B, cGMP-specific, rod, beta (gene pde6b). The record is from RefSeq and is a predicted model, not a curated record. NCBI's taxonomy places the organism in Eukaryota, Metazoa, Chordata, Actinopteri, Clupeiformes, Clupeidae. Gene Ontology annotation, molecular function: protein binding; 3',5'-cyclic-nucleotide phosphodiesterase activity. Gene Ontology annotation, biological process: signal transduction.
AAUGCAGAUGGAUGUGGAUCUCUGAAAGGUCCUGGGAGGAGAGAAGCGUGCCUUAGACCAGAUCUCUCAUAGGCCCUGUGAGGCGACAAGCGUGCCUUAGACGAGAACUGGGGUGCUGAGAUAAUCAGCUAGUGUCAUGCUUAAAUAGGGCUUAGGAAACGAGGAGUGUGUUUUUAAUAAGGACAUAAAGAGCUUGUGUGUAAAAGCCACAGGAGAAGACUAGGAGGGAGCGCUUGGGUCUGAUUUCCUUAACACGCUCCAGCCUCGCAAAUUAGGGCGCUUGUUAUCUUUUAAAAGCAUUGUUUUGUGUCUUCCGCUCCGCCCGAACUGUCAUCGAUUGAGAGUUGUGUUUCUCGAGGAGGAAGCAAGAGGGAGCUAGAGGGGGGAGGCAGUCGGUCCGUUCGUCUCAGGGCAUCGGCAUCAGCCUGGGAGGAGGUCAGCUGACCAGGUCUUUUGCAUGAGCAGAUCCUGGUUCACCUUCAACGCUAUUAGGGGAAAACCUUGCUGAUGACUGGUGGAUUGGACUCAGGUCUUCCCUGCGGCUGCAGGUGUGUCUUCCAUCCACAGGUUUUUUUUUAACCUUUCCCCCUCUUCUGAGGAGCCCCGAGGACCUACAGGUGGGAACUUUUUAAACUUUUAAUUUUUUUUUUUCUUGGCCAAAUUGGCCAUAAUCUCCUUGUCUGUCAAGAGAAUUGAAUUCAAGAGAAUCAUCGUAGUCACAUUUCUGGGAUUGGGGCAAAAGAUCCCAAAACCAAGAUGAGUGUCACCAAAGAGGACGUCGCCAAGUUCCUGGAUGGAAACGCAGGCUUUGCCUCAACCUACUUCAACAAGAAGGUCAGCGCAGAGGCCCUUGCCUCGGCCAUGGGUGUGCCGGAGUCCAAGGUGGAUUUCUCCAUGUUCAAGGAGGUGGGCCAGGUGGAGGAAGGGGAGAUCCUGUUCGAGGUCAUCAAAGACAUGCAGGAGAACGUGAACAUGGAGAAAGUGAUCUUCAGGAUCCUGCAGAGGAUCUGUCUCCUCACCCACGCUGACGCCUGCAGUCUCUUCAUGUACCGGCAGCGGAACGGCAUCCCCGAGCUCGCCACCCGACUCUUCAACGUUGGCAUCACCUCGGAGCUGGAUGACUGCGUCGUCCAACCAGACUCCGAGAUGGUCUUCCCCCUCGAUAUUGGAAUCGUGGGCAAUGUUGCCCAGACCAAGAAGCAUGUCAAUGUCAAAGAUGUGACACAGAACAGUAACUUCAGCGCAUUUGCGGAUGAGCUGACUGGAUACACGACCCGCAACCUCUUGGCCACGCCCAUCUUGAAUGGCGAAGAUGUGGUGGCUGUCAUAAUGGCCGUUAACAAGACCACUGGGCCUCACUUCACGGCAGAGGAUGAGGAUCUUUUUUUAAAGUACAUGAAAGUUGCUGCUUUAAACAUGAAGAUUUACCACCUGAACUACCUCCACAACUUUGAGUCGAGGAAAGGCCAGCUCCUACUGUGGUCAGCCAACAAGGUGUUUGAGGAGCUCACAGACAUUGAGCGACAGUUUCACAAGGCUUUGUACACAGUGCGUGCAUACCUGAACUGUGACAGAUACUCAGUCGGCCUGCUGGACAUGACCAAAGAAAAGGAGUUCUUUGACAUCUGGCCGGUGUUGAUGGGAGAGCAGCCACCUUACGCUGGACCGGUGACCCCAGACGGGAGGGAAGUGAUCUUCUACAAAGUCAUUGAUUAUAUUUUGCACGGAAAAGAAGACAUCAAAGUCAUUCCAACUCCUCCUGCUGACCACUGGGCUCUAGCGAGUGGAAUGCCCACGUUCGUUGCAGAAAAUGGACUUAUUUGCAACCUCAUGAAUGCCCCAGCAGAGGAGCAGUUCCAGUUCCAGAAAGAGCCGCUGGACGCAAGUGGCUGGACAAUAAGGAACGUGCUCUCACUGCCAAUCGUCAACAUGAAUGAAGACAUUGUGGGCGUGGCCACUUUCUACAAUCGGAAGGAUGGGAAGCCCUUUGAUGAGCAGGAUGAGUCACUCAUGGAGGCUCUGACGCAGUUCCUGGGCUGGUCAGUACUAAACCCAGACACCUAUGACAAGAUGAAUAGGAUGGACAACCGGAAGGAGAUUGCAGAGGACAUGGUGAUGUAUCAUGUCAAGUGUCGCAAUGAUGAAAUCCAGACUAUUCUGAAAACAAAAGAAUAUUUUAAUAGAGAACCGGCAGACUGUGAUGAGGAUGAGCUUCGUCAGAUCCUGAAAAAAGAGCUCCCCGGCCCAAAGAAGUUUGAGAUCUACGAGUACCACUUCUCAGACUUCGACUGCACGGAGAGGGAGCUUGUGUUGUGCGCAAUCCAAAUGUACUAUGAAGUUGGAGUUGUCAAAAAGUUCCAGGUUCCACAGGAGGUUUUGGUAAGGUUCAUUUACUCAGUCAGCAAAGGCUACAGAAAGAUGGCCUAUCACAACUGGCGCCAUGGAUUCAACGUGGGGCAGACGAUGUUCACUCUUUUAACAACAGGACAGUUGAAGCGCUACUACUCCGACCUGGAGGUGAUGGCGAUGAUCACAGCGGGCUUCCUGCACGACAUAGAUCACAGGGGCACCAACAACCUCUACCAGGUGAAAUCUGGCAGCCCACUCGCUAAGCUUCAUGGAACGUCAGUUCUGGAGAGGCAUCACUUAGAGAUCAGCAAAUUCCUGCUUGCAGAUGAGACUUUGAACAUUUUCCAAAACCUCAACAGAAGACAAUCAGAGCAUGUUAUCCAUCUCAUCGAUAUUGCCAUUAUUGCAACUGACCUGGCUUUAUAUUUCAAAAAGAGGACAAUGCUGCAGAAGAUUGUUGACCUAUCAUUAACGUACCAAGAUGAGAAAAAAUGGAUAGAGUUCAUGUCCAUUGAAACGACGAGAAAGGAGAUUUUGAUGGCCAUGAUGAUGACAGCUUGUGACCUGGCAGCCAUGGCCAAACCAUGGGACGUUGCAAACAAGGUGGCUCUCAACGUAGCAGAAGAGUUCUGGGAGCAAGGUGACUUGGAGAGGUCUGUUCUAGAACAGAUACCCAUUCCAAUGAUGAACAGAAACAAGAUACGUGACUUACCCAAAAUCCAGUGUGGUUUCAUCGACUUUGUCUGCACUUUUGUAUUUAAGGAGCUUUCCAGAUUCCAUCCUACCGUCACGCCAUUGUUAGAUGGUCUUCUGAACAACAAGAAAGAGUGGAAUUCGAGGAAGGCAGAGUAUGAAGCCAAGUAUAAGGAAAUAGUGGAGGCUAAGCCGGGCGGAAACAACCCAGGUGAAGGCGGAGCCAAGAGCUGCUCAAUAUGCUAGAGCUUUGGAACAUCGGAGUAUGGCAUAUUUAGGAAGAGUACCAUCAUAUAGUCUGACAAGUCAAGGGUGAGAGAGAUCAGCCUUCGGCCCUUUUUAAGAGGAGAAACCAGGAGAGAGAGAGAGAGAGAGUGGAGCACCGCAUGCAGGUGAUGCAAUUCAGGAAAGCCAAUAAACCUUGGUGCCAGAAGAUAUAUUCAUCCCCAUGUGGAUCAACCAAGGGCAAUACCAAUACAUGCAUCUGAAGAAAGAUGGUGCUGAUCCCGUAGAUUCAUGACUGUAAAAUGACCCCCGCUGUGUGUUCUGAUUCAUUUGCUUUGUACUCUACAGUCAGGGCUCUGGAACUAUCACUGGUUGAUUAUUAGCCCUCACAGGAACCCAACAGCCAUUUAGAGACCCUUAUGUUAAGAUAGUGUAAUCAUCUAUGGAAUCUGAUGUUACAAAGAGGACUG